AUGAGUCAAGAUACUUUGACCACUGAGAUACGCUCUGUUCCGACCGAUCAGAGUUUCCCUGUUACAGAGGCGAUUCGGUCUCGCCGAACGAUUUUUCAGUUUAAGCCGGGCCCAGUGCCCCAAGAUGUUCUCGAAGAUAUUCUUGAGGCAGGUAUCUGGAGUCCCAAUCACCAUCUGACCGAACCGUGGCGAUUCACUGUCAUUGGCGAAGAAACGAAGUUAAUCCUCGCUGAACGGUAUCGUGAAAUCCAAAUUGAAAAAAUUACGUCCAACCCAAAAGCAGCAGCAGCUGCAGAUGAGGAAACCCUCGCCAAGGUUGGGGAGCAAGGGUUCAAGAAGUUUACUUCCAAACCCACAAUUGUGGCAGUUUCGUGCACUCAAGAUGGUGACGAGCAACGGAAGCGCGAAGACUACGCGGCAACCUGCUGCGCUAUGUUGAACAUUCAACUUGCCGGGUGGGAGCGAGGGGUCGGAAUGCAAUGGAGCACCGGUGCCAUCACGAUGGAGCAGAAUACCUACGAUCUGCUCGGUAUGGAUGCCGAUCAGGAGUAUAUCAUCGGAUUUUAUUAUAUGGGCUAUCCGGCUGAAGUGCCCUCGCUUGAGCGAAAACCCUUGAGUGAGCAAGUCCGAUGGACAAAUUAA
Geodia barretti is the source of this 642-nucleotide messenger RNA. Lineage: Eukaryota; Metazoa; Porifera; Demospongiae; Tetractinellida; Geodiidae. The record is from the annotation of a GenBank genome assembly.